UCGACACUGAAAUAUGGCUUCUGAAUCCCGCAACAGCCACGAAGACUCUGCUGUUCCUCAAAAGGACAGCGAUCAGAUUCAAACACCACCCCCCAAAUUCGUAGUUGUCAAGGUUUUCGAUUCUAAAAGAGAACUGACAUUGCAUCGCCUCUCUUCCUCAACUCCUUUCACAUGUGGUCGUUGCAACAAAGACAAGACAGCGAAACUUGUGGCUACAUACCGAAACCAUUGGAACGACCUUCGCUGCAAUGCUUGUUAUGGCGAGCUUCUCUUAAAAGAUUAAGAGUCUGUCACCUGGACAGGAUCGGUCGGAGUGAGGGAGAGAGAACGGGGCUCAUACUAGGAUGGAGACUACUGGCAGGAGGUGGAACACUCCUCGAGAUGCAGCCACUGAUUUGAGUGAACCAUAACUCCAUCUUUUAUAGUUGAUAGCGAAUCUCUUGUCGCUAAACAUUUAGUUAAGCAUUUUAAGCGG
Hyaloscypha bicolor E is the source of this 475-nucleotide messenger RNA. RefSeq lists its product as uncharacterized. The coding region runs from base 14 to 283 and encodes 89 amino acids. The record is from RefSeq and is a predicted model, not a curated record. The transcript is spliced from 2 exons. Lineage: Eukaryota; Fungi; Ascomycota; Leotiomycetes; Helotiales; Hyaloscyphaceae.